AUGACACAACCCCUCGAGAAUCGAGAGACUGAAGAUCAGAUAUCAGCCUAUUUGGACACUACUCCUGGCACCGAGAUACUGUUCGACGAUCUCAGCAAGCAUGGAGCCAUUUCAGAUCAACUUCACCAGCUGAAGCAUGUCAAGAAAGGGGACUCUCGUGUUCUGCUGGUUCCUCAACCCUCUGCCACUAACCCCAAUGAUCCCCUGAGUUGGCAUGACACGAAGAAGUCUCUGACCUUCUUCAAUGCUUGUUGGUAUUCGUUCAUGGGCUCCAUCACAGGGCCGAUAAUGGCGGCCGGGAUGAUUCAGCUGUCCACCUUCUUCGGCAAGACUUUGCAGGAGAUGACCUACGCAAACGGGGCCACUCUUGUCUGCCAGGGCGUGUUCAACAUCGUCUGGAUGCCUUUUGCGGUCAAAUAUGGUCGCCGACCCGUCUACCUCUUCUCCAACUUCCUCAUGGCCAUGGCGUGCGUGUGGCUAGGGAUCGCCUCGACGAGGAAUUACAAGGUCUUCAUCACCGGGCGCGCCUUUCUAGGCGCAUGGGAAGCGCCAAUCGAGUCCAUUGUUCCAAGUACCAUCACCGACAUCUUCUUUCUACACAACCGGGGGGAGCUCGUCUCUAUAUAUGGCCUUUCUGUGCUUGGCGGCAACGAACUUGGGCCCAUGUUUUCUGCCUUCAUCAUCCAAGGUCUCGGGAUGAAUUGGGCUUUCUUCAUCGUGGCCAUGUUUAUUGGUGCCAAUGUCAUCUGCAUGAUCUUUUUCAUGCCCGAAACGAAAUUCACCGGACCUCGACCGAAGAUCGUGUCAAUUCUCCAAGAUGCCGGAAAAGGGGAAAGGUCGCAGGUUUCGGAAGUUGAGGUCGAAAGCCCCGUUCCGAAGAAGACCUUUGUCCAAGAGCUCAAGUUCUGGAGCAAGGGAGAUCCAAAGGUCAAUCUUCUGCAUACCUUUCUCCGUCCCUUUGUGCUUCUGGCGUACCCGACCGUCCUCUGGUCCUGCUGCAUUUACGGACUCGCGCUCAGCUGGAAUGUUAUUCUGGGAGCUAUUGUUGCGCAGCUUUUCUCCCCGCCCCCAUACCUAUUCGACUCGAAUGCGCAGGGACUCUUCUUCCUGUCUCCAUUCGUUGGCUCGCUCUUUGGAGUCUACUUCUCGGGGAAAAUGGGCGACCAGAUUGCAAACUGGGCUACGAAGCGGAAUCAAGGCAUCCGGGAGCCGGAAAUGCGCCUUCUGACUUGCUUCGUCGCCGCCGCAUUCACUUUUUUUGGAGCCCUGUGGUUCAGUCUCUCGUACGAACAUCACACUCAUUGGGCUGUACCCAUUGUGGGCGCUGGUGUCUUGUCUGUAGGGAGUCAAAUGGGGGCUACCUUGGGUAUGAACUACGCCCUCGAUUGUCACCAAGGGUUGUCCGUCGAGAUUAUGGUGACUAUUGCCUCGCUAAAGUCGCUGAUCGCUUGGAUCUGGACGUGGGAGAUCAACAACUUCAUCGACUCGAAUGGCGUCUUGACGGUCUUCAUGACGGUGGCAAGCAUCAACGUCGUUGUCUACCUGGUCUGCAUCCUGUUCUACCUUCGGGGCAAGCGAAUUAGGCUCUGGCUCCAGCAGAAAGACCUCAUGCGCGCAGCGAACGUGGCGUAA
Messenger RNA from Rhinocladiella mackenziei CBS 650.93, 1632 nucleotides. RefSeq lists its product as uncharacterized. Gene Ontology annotation, biological process: transmembrane transport. The transcript has 3 exons. NCBI's taxonomy places the organism in Eukaryota, Fungi, Ascomycota, Eurotiomycetes, Chaetothyriales, Herpotrichiellaceae. The coding region runs from base 1 to 1632 and encodes 543 amino acids. Gene Ontology annotation, molecular function: transmembrane transporter activity. The record is from RefSeq and is a predicted model, not a curated record.